Molecule: messenger RNA, 357 nt
Organism: Geodia barretti
Lineage: Eukaryota; Metazoa; Porifera; Demospongiae; Tetractinellida; Geodiidae
Source: the annotation of a GenBank genome assembly
UUGCUGACGCUGAAGGCGAAGCGCAUCAUAGACUCGGCGGAUGUGAUUAUCUACGCGGACUCUCUGGUGCAUCCAUCGGUGUGCGAGGGGGCUAAGGCGGGCGCUCAGGUUAUCGGCAGCAAGACGCUGAACCUGGACGAAAUCACUGAACUGAUGGUGGGCGCGGCAACCGAUGGCAAGCUGGUCGCGCGGGUGCAGAGCGGCGAUCCGUCGAUAUACGGCGCGGUGCUGGAGCAGAUGCGGUUGCUGGAAGCGGCGGGAGUGGAGUAUGAGAUCGUGCCGGGCGUGAGCGCGGCAUUUGCGGCUGCCGCAGUGCUGAAGACGGAUUCACGGUGCCGGAGGUGUCGCAGACGGUGA